Molecule: messenger RNA, 5399 nt
Organism: Coregonus sp. 'balchen'
Lineage: Eukaryota; Metazoa; Chordata; Actinopteri; Salmoniformes; Salmonidae
Source: the annotation of a GenBank genome assembly
UCAGGGUGGUAGAGAUGCCGUAUGCGUACCAGUGCUGUGUCUACGGGUCAUGUGAUAGCUAUAAGUCCAUCAGCCAAUGGGAGACUGAGCAGAGCAAUGAGGAGGAGGAGCUAGACCAGAGGACCGUUACCCUAUACCCCAUCCACACAGACACACACUGUAAGAACACACACACACAGCACACGCACACAGUCAGGGCAGGGUAACAGGGUAACGGGGUCACAGGGUAACAGGGUCACAGGGUAACGGGGUAACAGGGUCACAGGGUAACAGGGUCACAGGGUAACAGGGUCACAGGGUCACAGGGUCACAGGGUAACGGGGUCACAGGGUCACAGGGUAACGGGGUCACAGGGUCACAGGGUCACAGGGUAACAGCUGCUGUUUCUAAUGUGUCAGAGCCCUACUUAACCACAGAUACCUGGCACGGCAACAAGACUCCAGUAUCUUAUCCAUAGACUCCAGUAUCUUAUCCAUAGACUCCAGUAUCUUAUCUAUAGACUCCAGUAUCUUAUCUAUAGACUCCAGUAUCUUAUCCAUAGACUCCAGUAUCUUAUCCGUAGACUCCAGUAUCUUAUCCAUAGACUCCAGUAUCUUAUCCGUAGACUCCAGUAUCUUAUCCAUAGACUCCAGUAUCUUAUCCAUAGACUCCAGUAUCUUAUCUAUAGACUCCAGUAUCUUAUCUAUAGACUCCAGUAUCUUAUCUAUAGACUCCAGUAUUUUAUCCAUAGACUCCAGUAUCUUAUCCAUAGACUCCAGUAUCUUAUCUAUAGACUCCAGUAUCUUAUCUAUAGACUCCAGUAUCUUAUCCAUAGACUCCAGUAUCUUAUCCAUAGACUCCAGUAUCUUAUCUAUAGACUCCAGUAUCUUAUCUAUAGACUCCAGUAUCUUAUCCAUAGACUCCAGUAUCUUAUCCAUAGACUCCAGUAUCUUAUCCGUAGACUCCAGUAUCUUAUCCGUAGACUCCAGUAUCUUAUCCAUAGACUCCAGUAUCUUAUCCAUAGACUCCAGUAUCUUAUCUAUAGACUCCAGUAUCUUAUCCAUAGACUCCAGUAUCUUAUCCGUAGACUCCAGUAUCUUAUCCAUAGACUCCAGUAUCUUAUCCAUAGACUCCAGUGUUUUCCCAGCUUUCCUCCUGUGAGAAACCUUCUCUCUAAUAACAAUUCAACAGGUAGAUAGAUAGACCAUAAAACCUUCAUGUCAAAUGAAACAUUAGCCAAUAGAAUGUAACCAAUGGCCCUGUUCAACAGACACAGAGGCUUUAUCAAAAGACAACAAGACUACAGACCAUGAUCAGGGGGAAAUUAGUUAUAAAACACUUUAGUCUGAUUUAUCAAAAUACCUUCCGGAAUCAUAUCAAAUACCUUUUUUUGCUGUUCACAUCAGUUCCCCUGCUGACUAGACAGACUGAACGGAGCUCCACAAACACACACCUCAGUGUCUGUCUGACUUGUCUGUUCUGUUGUUGUUGUUGUUGUUGUUGAUUCAGAUGACCCGGACCCGGAGAACCUCCAGCUGGAGAUACAGGAAUCUAAAGGACAGACCAAUGUCCAGUGCACUCCUGUACCAGGUACACACCCCACUUAUACAGGCUUCUCCUCUACCAGGUACACACCCCACUUAUACAGGCUUCUCCUGUACCAGGUACACACCCCACUACCAGGUACACACCCCACUACCAAGUACACACCCCACUACCAGGUACACACCCCACUACCAGGUACACACCCCACUACCAGGUACACACCCCACUACCAAGUACACACCCCACUACCAGGUACACACCCCACUACCAGGUACACACCCCACUUAUACAGGCUUCUCCUGUACCAGGUACACACCCCACUACCAGGUACACACCCCACUACCAGGUACACACCCCACUUAUACAGGCUUCUCCUGUACCAGGUACACACCCCACUACCAGGUACACACCCCACUACCAGGUACACACCCCACUACCAGGUACACACCCCACUACCAGGUACACACCCCACUUAUACAGGCUUCUGUUUACCUCAACAUUCACAUGGACAUUAGCCUUGCUUUUACAAUGACUUGGAUGGAUGUGGAUCAAGUGUUGAAUGUGUGUAUUGUUAAAUACAGUGCAUUCGGAAAGUAUUCAGACCACCUUGACUUUUUCCACAUUUUGUUACGUUACAGCCUUAUUCUGAAUUGGCUUAAAUCAUUUUUUUCCCCCUCAUCAUACUACACACAAGUAAGUAUUCAGACCCUUUGCUAUGAGACUCGAAAUUAAGCUCAGGUGCAUCCUGUUUCCAUUGAUCAUCCUUGAGAUAUUUCUACAACUUGAUUGGAGUCCACCUGUGGUAAAUUCAAUUGAUUGGACAUGAUUUGGAAAGGCACACACCUGUCAAUAUAAGGUCCCACAGUUGACAUUGCAUGUCAGAGCAAAAACCAAGUCAUGAGGUCAAGACAGGAUUGUGUCGAGCACAGAUAUGGGGCAGUGUACCAAAACAUGUCUGCAGCAUAGAAGGUCCCCAAGAACACAUUGGCCUCCAUCAUUCUUAAAUGGAAGAAGUUUGGAACCAGCAAGACUCUUCCUAGAGCUGGCCGCCCGGCCAAACUGAGCAAUUUGGGGAGAAGGGCCUUGGUCAGGGAGGUGAUCAAGAACCUGAUGGUCACUCUGACAGAGCUCCAGAGUUCCUCUAUGGAGAUGGGAGAACCUUCCAGAAGAACAACCAUCUCUGCAGCACUCCACCAAAUCAGGCCUUUAUGGUAGAAUGGCCAGACGGAAGCCACUCCUCAGUAAAAGGCACAUGACAGCCCACUUGGAGUUUGCCAAAAGGCACCGAAAGGACUCUCAGACCAUGAGAAACAAGAUUCUCUGGUCUGAUGAAACCAAGAUUGAACUCUUUGGCCUGAAUGCCAAGCGUGACGUCUGGAGGAAACCUGGCACCAUCCCUACGGUGAAGCAUGGUGGUGGCAGCAUCAUGCUGUGGGGAUGUUUUUCAGCGGCAGGAUGUUUUUCAGCUGGCCGCGACCGGGAGACCCAUGGGGCGGCGCACAAUUGGCCCAGCGUCGUCCAGGGUAGGGGAGGGAAUGGCCGGCAGGGAUGUAGCUCAGUUGGUAGAGCAUGGCGUUUGCAACCCCAGGGUUGUGGGUUCGAUUGCCACGGGGGGUAUGAAUAAAAAAAAUAAAAAAUAAAAAUGUAUGCACUCACUAACUGUAAGUCGCUCUGGAUAAGAGCAUCUGCUAAAUGACUAAAAUGUAAAUGUGAAAUGAGACUAGUCAGGAUCGAGGGAAAGAUGAACAGAGCAAAGUACAGAGCGUAUCCUUGAUGGAAAUCUGUUCCAGAGCGCUCAAGACCUCAGACUGGGGCGAAGGUUCACCUUCCAACAGGACAACAGCCCUAAGCACACAGCCAAGACAACGCCGGAGUGGCUUCGGGACAAGUCUCUGAAUGUCCUUGAGUGGCUCAGCCAGAGCCCGGACUUGAACCCGAUCGAACAUCUCUGGAGAGACCUGAAAAUAGCUGUGCAGCGAUGCUCCCCAUCCAACCUGACAGAGCUUGAGAGGAUUUGCAGAGAAGAAUGGGAGAAACUCCCCAAAUACAGGUGUUUAUUUAUUUUUAUUUUAUUUCACCUUUAUUUAACCAGGUAAGCCAGUUGAGAACAAGUUCUCAUUUACAACUGCGACCUGGCCAAGAUAAAGCAAAGCAGUGUGAUAAAAACAACAACACAGAGUUACAUAUGGGGUAAAACAAAACAAAGUCAAAAAUACAACAGAAAAAAUAUAUAUAUACAGUGUGUGCAAAUGUAGCAAGUUAUGGAGGUAAGGCAAUAAAUAGGCUAUAGUGCAAAAUAAUUACAAUUAGUAUUAACACUGGAAUGAUUGAUGUGCAAGAGAUGAUGUGCAAAUAGAGAUACCGGGGUACAAAAGAGCAAAAUAAAUAACAAUAUAGGGAUGAGGUAGUUGGGCGGGCUAAUUUCAGAUGGGCUGUGUACAGGUGCAGUGAUCGGUAAGGUGCUCUGACAACUGAUGCUUAAAGUUAGUGAGGGAGGUAAGAGUCUCUAGCUUCAGAGAUUUUUGCAAUUUGUUCCAGUCAUUGGCAGCAGAGAACUGGAAGGAAUGGCGGCCAAAGGAGGUGUGCCAAGCUUGUAGCGUCAUACCCAAGAAGACUUGAGGUUGUAAUCGCUGCCAAAAGGUGCUUCAACAAAGUACUGAGUAAAGGGUCUGAAUACUUAUGUAAAUGUGAUGUUUCCAGAUUUUUUUUAAUACAUUUGCUAAAAUGUCUAAAAAGCUGUUUUUGCUUUGUCAUUAUGGGGUAUUGUGUGUAGAUUAUUGAGGGAAAAACAAUUUAAUCCAUUGUAGAAUAAGGCUGUAACGUAACAAAAUGUGUAAAAAGUCAAGGGGUCUGAAUACUUUCCGAAUGCACUGUAUUGUUAAAGUAAGUCUCUCUCACCUUCUCUCGUCCGCCCAGGUCCAUUCCGGCCAUGUGACUCCCUGCUAGGCAGCUGGUUGGUCCGUGUGGGUCUAUGGUGCAUCUCCAUCGUGUCUCUAUUGGGGAACUCUCUCUUGCUGCUGUCGCUCUUCGGUUCGGCGGGCUAUCUCUCACCGCUUCGGUUCACCACCGCCUGCAUGGGCGCUGCCAACCUCCUCACCGGCGUAUGCACAUGCACGCUCGCCCUCGUGGACGCCCUCACGCUGGGAGAGUUUGGUCGUCACGGCGCCCGCUGGGAGUCGGGUCCCGGUUGCCAGGCGACGGGGUGGGUGUGGGUGUUUGCGUCCGAGGCGAGUGUUCUGCUGUUGACCCUGGCGGCCGUGCAGUGUAGCGUGAGCGUGACGUGCACACGGGCCUACGGGAAGGCGCCCUCACACGGGAGCGCCCGUACGUGCGCGCUCUUCUGCCUCACCCUCUCUCUCACCCUGGCGUCCCUCCCUCUGGUCAAUGUGGGGGAGUACGGUUCCUCCCCUCUCUGCCUGCCCUCCCCCCUGCAUCCCCCCUCCCCCCACCCUCCCUCCCAUCUAGGCUUCCCCCUCUCUCUGAUCAUGAUGAAUACUCUGUGUCUGCUGAUAGUGACAGCCUCAUACAUCCGUAUGUACUGGGAGCUGCUGAGAGGAGAGUGUGAGGGGCUGUGGGACUGCAGCAUGAUUAAACACAUCAUCUGGUUGAUCUUCAUCAACAGUCUCCUCUACAUCCCAGUAGCCUUCCUGUCUCUCUGCUCCCUGCUGGGGCUGCUUUCUCUGGGGGAGGAGGUGCUGAAGUCUGUCUUGCUCCUCCUCCAACCCCUCCCCUCCUGCCUCAACCCCCUCCUCUUCCUCCUCUUCACCCGAGACCACACCCACUUCUUGUUCUGGCCACAUCCCAAGGCACGCCCCCAGUUACACCGGGACCGCACGCUUGAAGACUCGCUGGUCUCCGUGGACACGGAGAAGAGC